Messenger RNA from Zygosaccharomyces rouxii, 1545 nucleotides. RefSeq names its product GPI-anchor transamidase GPI17 (gene GPI17). Gene Ontology annotation, cellular component: GPI-anchor transamidase complex. Bases 1 to 1545 code for a protein of 514 amino acids. The record is from RefSeq and is a predicted model, not a curated record. Gene Ontology annotation, biological process: attachment of GPI anchor to protein. NCBI's taxonomy places the organism in Eukaryota, Fungi, Ascomycota, Saccharomycetes, Saccharomycetales, Saccharomycetaceae. The transcript has a single exon.
AUGUAUCCCACCACAUUCAAAUUGAGGAAGCUCAUUGGGGUAUGCUUUUUGGCCCUUUACCUUCUUUUAGGUGUACCUCUAUGGUAUAAACUGACAACUACUUAUAGAGCUCCGUUACCCAUUGAGUAUAUCCAAGCAUUGCAUGACGAUAGAUUACACGAUAUACAUAUGGUGAUACCUGUUUACCUCAAAUGUGAUAGUUAUAAGUUCCCCGAUCUGCAUAAGGCUGUUCAAGUGCAAGUGAACAGUUUACUGGAUACAAAGGAUCAGGGCAUACCAUGGUCACUGCAAUUGAUGCCCUACGAUGCAGAAAAACUGCAGGACAGUAAUAAUCUAAAUGGUAGUGAUUAUCAUGUGGUGAAUUUAGUCUUGGAUGAAGCUGUUGGAUUCUCACUGGCUUACGAUACAAAGGAAACAACGGUGUUCUUUGAUGAUCCAUCUAUAAUCACUAACGAUUUACCAUUCUUCAUUGCACAGACUCUUGUCGAGCAUGCCUUUGAACUAGAAUGGUCAGUACUGUCUGGUGAUGAAAGACUAGAGGUAACAAACAGUAUGGCGAUUUCUUAUCGACCAAAUAUCCAUUUGAGUAUUUCACUGUUAACAGGUGACGGGUAUCCAGUAUCAUGGGAAAUCGAUUCUACUCUAAAGAAGUACUUUUCACCUUUGAGGAAAUUUUUAUCACCAUUGGUAAAUUUUACAGUGGAUACAGGUAUCCUCUAUUACAACGAUUUAAAUCUGCACACUUUGAACAAUAGACAAAAUGUGACAUGGAAAGAUUUAUCCCAUGCGGUCGACCUCUCUGAAUUGUUAUCAAUGAACUAUUUCUCUGAAGCUGCAAGUCUCAACUUGGCUAUUGUUUUCCCCAGUGAACAGAAUAGCAAAGAUGGAUUCAAUUUUAUCAAUGAUAACUGGUAUAGUUUCCUUGUGCCACAGUGGGGGAUGCUCACCAUUAAUAAGUACCCACUAAAACAAAACUCGUCGUUAACUGAGAAUUAUUUGACACCAAUCAUGUAUCAAUUUGCUACAGAUAUUUUUCAACUAUUGGGUCUUAAGAAAGACUCGCAAGAGUUGACUUCACCAUGUAUUACUAUUGAUUCUUUCAGAAGAAUUACUAUUUUGCAAAAUAUCCAUAAGGCAGAGGAAACUCUUUGGUCAUUAGUCAAAUUGACUCAAUCCUUCCAGACGAUGUCAAUUCCUGAGGAGGUUCUUGGCAACGUUACCGAGGCACUAGACUUGCGUUUACAAAUCAUCGAUAUGCUUAAUGACCCAUUACAAGGUGGUGAUGAAUCGUGGAAUCGUGCAUUGAUUUUAAGCAAUAAAUUGGUAGAAUUAUCCGAAGCUGCAUUUUUCCACGGUGAAAUGGUUCAACAAAAUUUCUUCCCACAAGAACACAAAUUGGCAGUAUACCUACCUCUGCUGGGUCCAAUUACCGUAGUGACAUUUUUUGGAUUCAUUAGAUUGAUCAAAGAGAAACCUGAUGGUAAGAAAAGACACUCAAAUGGAUCAGAAAAAUCCAGUGAAAUCGAAGGUAAAAAGAGUAAUUGA